CUUCAGGUUAAAUCUUAUUCGUGAUGCCAUCUGCUUACGGCUCCCUCUUGUUUGCCACUGUGAUGGAAGCAGCCCUAGGAGUACUUGAUGCCCCUCUGAAGAUUACUGCUGACUAUCCACCGGGUUGUUAUGGAGGUCCUGGUCCAGGGGAGGGGAGCAACAUUACCGAUAUGCUAGCGCCUUCCUGCAUUUACAGCAUGGAGAGCUACACAACCGAUGGGAGUUAUACAGAAGUUGCCGGGAUCAUACUCAACACUAACAGGCCUGGGCAUUAUGGCAGCAUGUCAGUAAACUUCACUGUGUCCAGCCCGACUAGAACCAGAGAGCCCGAUAUCUUAGUGGUAACGGAUGGUUGGGCUCACCUGAGUGUCGGUGAUGAAACCAGAGACUUCUGGUGGAACCCAGCUCCAGGCAAGAACUCCUACGGUCCAGAUCGUGUAUUUGUGUUUUUCCGAGUUCCGACUAUCGACUUUGGUACCCUCCCUCGUAACGUGAGCGUUUGGAGCUCGUGGGAUAGUCUAAUUGGUGGAGCGCAGAGCGACGGAUUGGGCCUGAGAGUCAGUCACAAAUGCUCCUCUAAUGUGCCCUAUUCUGAGUUUUACAGCUCACAACAAAUCCUCAUAAAAAGGGUGAGAGGUGGCUGGUACUACUUGGUUAAGUACGAAUUUUUUGACUUUUCUCCUAUGCUAGAAGAUUACACCAAAUAUGUGAUCCGCGGCAAUCUACAGAACGUGAAUAUACUGUGAAUCUACGCAGCAUCAUGAUUCUAUGCCUAGCCGGCGUGGCGACGUCGGUGAGCUCUGAUGCUGGUGCCUCACGAACUGUACAUAUCUCUUGAUUCAAGAGUCUUGAACAAUGUGAUGAUUUCGGGUCAUUCUCACUACCGUAUCCAUCUAUUUACCAUUUAUUCAUUUUCAUUUUCCAUUUUUUCAUAUCUUGGUCCAAUAUCGCGUUAAUGUCGUGCGCAAGAGCCUGCUGUUCGUCGCUUAUCGUUACGAUAAUAUCGUAUGCAAGUCUGUGCAUUGAUAUGCGAGGUAUCCAACGUUUUUCCACGAGCACACUCUUGCAAGCCUCGUUGUGGCUCGAGUAGCGAUCAAGAGUGAAAGCUUUGGCUCAUCACCUUGCCAAUGACGAAAUCGAGCGGCCGGUUGUGGGAUGGGUCUAGACUCUAGAGCAAUAUGCUACGUUUUCUUUCCCUU
Messenger RNA from Perkinsus marinus ATCC 50983, 1199 nucleotides. RefSeq lists its product as hypothetical. The transcript has a single exon. Bases 24 to 746 code for a protein of 240 amino acids. The record is from RefSeq and is a predicted model, not a curated record. Lineage: Eukaryota; Perkinsozoa; Perkinsida; Perkinsidae.